Molecule: messenger RNA, 13677 nt
Organism: Falco peregrinus (peregrine falcon)
Lineage: Eukaryota; Metazoa; Chordata; Aves; Falconiformes; Falconidae
Gene: LRRN2
Product: leucine rich repeat neuronal 2
Exons: 2
Coding region: 610-2700 (696 amino acids)
Molecular function (GO): protein binding
Source: RefSeq, a predicted model, not a curated record
GCAGGCAGCGGGGAGCAGCGAGUGUGCGGCUGCAAAGGAGCCGUGCGAGGGAAGGAUGAAGGUCUCUCCCCAUUGCCUCCAGACCGGGUGCUGAGGGUGGGGGCGGCGUGGCAGGGGGUGGCCUGCCGUCCCUAUCCCCCCCCGCCCCCCCAAAGGGACUAGGACAGACCCCCCAGCUUUGGCAGGUCCAACGCAACCCAGUCCUUUGUCUGCUGACAGGGGCUCUGCCCGAGCCAGAUGUGCAGGCAGCUGUGGCGGGGAGCAGGCAGGCGGAUGACAGCAACGCUGGGAGACGGGAGGAGAGUCCAAGGGAAUGACCUUGAGGAGGAACCUGAAAGACUCGGCCAAGUACAAAAAUGAACCACUUGGGGAGGAAGAAAAGGCGAAGCUCUGACUGAAGGCGCCAGCCCUGGUCACGGGUGUUAUGUGCUCUCGGCAGGGGGGACCAGGCAGGGCAGCCGGCAGCAGGGGCUGAUCGGUGCCAGGGGCUCGCAUGGAGCAUCUUCUCCCACAGAUGCUGUCCCCACCUGGCUGUCACCCCAUGUCCUGCUCCAGAUUCACCCUGUGAACCUUUCCUGCCUGGCAAGAAGCUGGUCCCACCAGCCAAAAAUGAGACGCUUCCAAACCAGCUCACUUCUGCUCUGCGUGGUGGCCGCCACCGCCAUCCCCAUCGUGCCCUGGAAGGUCAAAUGCCCACCGCAGUGUGUCUGCCAGAUCCGGCCGUGGUACACCCCCCGCUCCGUGUACCGGGAGGCUGCCACCGUGGACUGCAAUGACUUGUUCAUCUCCACCGUGCCCGAAGACCUGCCGGAGGGGACUCAGACUCUGCUCUUGCAAAGCAACAAUAUCGCCCGGCUUGAGCAGAGUGAGCUGGACUAUCUCAGAAACCUCUCGGAGCUGGACCUGUCACAGAACAGCUUCUCCGAUGUCUGGGACUUUGGCCUGAGGAGCAUGCCCCAGCUGCUCAGCCUGCACCUGGAGGAGAACCAGCUUUCGGAGCUGCCCGAUGGCAGCUUCCCUGGGCUGGGCAACCUGCAGGAGCUCUACCUGAACCACAACCAGCUCCGCCGCAUCGCUCCCCACGCCUUCUCCGGCCUCAGCAGCCUGCUGCGCCUCCACCUCAACUCCAACCUGCUGAGGACGGUCGACAGCCGCUGGUUCCAGAUGCUCCCCAGCCUGGAGAUCCUCAUGAUUGGAGGCAACAGAGUGGAUGCGAUCCUGGAUAUGAAUUUCAGGCCCCUGUCGAACCUGCGGAGUUUGGUUUUGGCUGGGAUGAACCUGAGGGAGAUCUCGGACUAUGCACUGGAAGGGCUGCGGAGCCUGGAGAGUCUCUCUUUCUAUGACAACAAGCUUGUGAAUGUCCCCAAGCGGGCACUGCAGCAAGUUCCUGGCCUCAAAUUCCUGGAUCUGAACAAAAACCCAUUGCAGAGGGUCAAGCAAAGCGACUUCACGAACAUGCUGCACCUCAAAGAGCUGGGGCUCAACAACAUGGAGGAGCUGGUGUCCAUAGACCAGUUUGCCUUGAUCAACCUCCCUGAGCUGACCAAGCUAGACGUGACCAACAACCCCAAGCUGUCCUUCAUCCACCCCAACGCAUUCCACCACCUUCCCCAACUGGAAACCCUCAUGCUCAACAACAACGCCCUAAGUGCCUUGCAUAAGCAGACGGUCGAGUCCCUGCCCAACCUGCAGGAGAUCAGCAUCCACAGCAACCCCAUCCGCUGCGACUGCGUCAUCCGCUGGGUCAACAGCACGGAAAACCACAUUCGCUUCAUCGAACCCCAGUCCACGCUGUGCGCCGAGCCCCCUGACCUCAAGAGGAGGCACAUUCGGGAUGUCCCCUUCCGGGAGAUGACGGACCAGUGCCUGCCCCUCAUCUCCACCAAGAGCUUCCCCUCCCACUUAGAGGUGGCAGAUGGUGACAAUGUCUCCUUGCAUUGCCGAGCUCUGGCGGAGCCAGACCCGGAGAUCUACUGGGUGACCCCUGCGGGGGUGAAGCUGAUCCCCUACGCGGAAGAUGGGUGGUACAAGGUGCACCCUGAAGGGACGCUGGAGAUUCAUGGGAUCUCGGCUCAGGAGGCCGGGCUGUACACCUGCGUGGCUCACAACCUCCUCGGGGCAGACACCAAGAGUGUCAGCGUGACGGUCAACCACUCCUUCCCACUCAGCGAGGACAGCCUGGAGCUGGUGGUGGUGGAUGUCCAGGCUUACCACAUCCUGGUUGCCUGGAAGCCACAUCUCAACACCAUCUCCUCCAACCUCACCUGGUCCAGCUUCUUGCUCAGCUCCAACCUGGACAUGACCAACAUGGCCCGGAUCCCCAUGGGGACCCACAUGUACAACAUCACCCGGCUCCACCAGGACACGGACUACUGGGCUUGCCUCCACGUGGCCUUUGUAGACUUGCAGGCCAAGGUGGCUUGUGUGAACACCAGGACUAAAGAGGCUGCUCACCGCUACUGGCUCCUGGAGGGCAGGCAGAGCCUCCUGACCAUGCUGGUCCUCUGCCUCCUGCUCCUUGCUGCCAGCCUCGUAGCUCGCUACGGUGCUGGGGCAGAGCCCAGGAGGGCCGGGGAGCUGCUCCGGGGUGCCACGGCCGUGCGUGUGGUCUAUCCCCCCCUCGCCCAGCCCUGGGCUCGGGGACAACGUGGGGGGCAGCUCCUGGCCGUGGAGGUGCAAGCAGCCCCCCUGGACUGCUGAAGGCUGAUGCAGUGGUAGGGCUGACUGUGGGGUGCAGUGGUUUGGGGGUGGGGAGGGAGAAACUAUUUUUUACCAAAAAAAUAACUAAACUACAAAACUGAACAAAAAACAAACAAAGAAGAAAAAGAAUUUCAUGGACUUGACCGAGAGUCGAAGCAGCGUGGCAGAUGGAGAGGAGCAGAUGUGGCCACGGGGCUUGCAGAGCGCCGUCGUGGUCCUGGCAGGGUCUGGAUCCAUGGAUAGGGUCCGGAUCUGUGCAUGGCUCCCGAAAGCACCCGCUGGGCAGCCGGGAGGGCUCAGAGGAGCCCGAGCCCGAGGGGGACGAUGCCCAGAACGGUUGAAGAGCCAUACAGAUGAUCACCUCUUCCCCGCAUCCCCCUGGCACCACGAGACACCCCAACAGUGUCAGCUCCUUUGCUGGACAGUCCCUGUUUGGGAAAUACAAAAAAAAAGCCUUUUCCUUUGGGAUACAUGUUCUUUUUUGUUGUUUGGGUUUUUGUUGGGUUUGGUUUUUUUUUUUUGAGCAUUCAGAUAAUGAGCCACAAAUCCAGUCCCAGCACCUUCCCGCUGCCCUGUCGUUUGCUCGCUGCCAUCAGACAGAGGGAAGCAGAGGGGAAAGGAGGGGACUUUGGGCAAAAGAAACAGAAAUGACGAUGGUGAUGCAUCCCCUAAUUGGCAUCCCUGCAGGGCUGGCCAGCUUCUGCCAGAGUUGAUUGGAUCCUGUAUCCCGCAGGUGUAAUCUCAAGGCUAUUUUGUAAACUUUUGUGGAUAAUGUUAAAAAAGGGGGAAAAAAUAGAGGAAAAAAUGGGAAGAAAAGGGGGGGGGGGGAAGAAGUUCUUGCUUUUCUGGUUUUGUACAAAAAAAGGAAAAAAAAAAGAGGAAAAAAAAAAAAGACAUCCUUGUAUACUGGUGUGCAGCUGGAGGGCUUCGUGGUAGGAUCCCCUUGCUCCAGAUGCAGGAGGGACUGGGGGGGCCCUGCCCACACCCUGUGCAUUGCUGUCUAUGCAAAGGGGGGGAUGCAAAACCUGCUCUCCUGGGCUGUUGCUGCUUCCUUUCCUGAUAAGCAAUUAAAAUUGCAAAUGAAAGGGACCAGUGAGCAGCCCCAGUGCCGCCUGGGCUGUGCCAGACCGAGCGACCCCAAGUCAGUGAGCCUGAAGGAGCCCUUCCCCUCCCAUUCCAUGGGCACCGAUGCUGCCGGUGAUGUUCCCCUCCCUGGUAAACGUGAACAAGCCAUCCCUUUGCUUGGGCCUAAACCUAAUCCCUGCUUAUCAAAGGUAAGGACUUUGGGGUCGGUUUAACUGCAACCCUAAAUGAAACGUGCCUUUACCAACCCACACGUGGCCCUGAGAGAGCCCAGCGCAGCCGGUGCUGUGGGCACGGGUACACGCAGAGCCUGGCUGGCCCCUCGCUUGGGGGUCCUUCCAUGGGAAAAACCAAGAAAAAAACCCAUCCCAGCCAGACCUGGUGGGUUGCUGGGAGUGAUGGGGUGCUGGUACCCCAGGAGGUAGCAUCUCCGUGCCGAUGUGGUACCCGCCUGGGCAAAGCCGCUUGUGCCAGCGCAAUUGCUGCAUGCAUGGGGCUUUGAAGGGACCAGAAAACCUUGACACAGUAAAAAGCUGUUUGAACUUCUCAUUCAUCUUCCAGCCAAAGCGAGAUGGUUCCCCGCUGGAUAAGCUCCGUGCUCAGCCAGGCACGCGAAACGGCUUCUGCGCCUUCACCGGGUAAUUAUUUCGGAGGGUAAUGGCUCUCCCCGGUCCCCGCUCAGCACACCACCACCACUCACCAAAGCGCUUCAGCAUGUGUUCAGGACCCGGCGAGCUCUCCAGAGGCCCUAAGCACAAGCUGAAAGUUAAGUGCAGGCUUAAAUACUUUGCUGAAUUAGAGGCAUGAUCUGCUUUAAAUAUUUGGCUGCAGAGCUGUGCUCAGGUGUGCAGCCGUCAGUGUUUGCAGACUCAGGGCCAGAGACAGCCUUUCUCCUCUGCCUUUUGUACAGCAGGGAAACGUAAAUGCAAAAUAUAUUCCCUGUGGUUCAGCUAAAUUGGUGCUGGAACAUAUGGAAAUAGUUGCUGAGAAAUUUCCCAGGUGUAAACGCAUCCCUGAUUUAAUCCUGCUCGUCCCUGCAACGUGCGGGCUGAGCCCUGGGCAGCACCUGCUUCUCCCAUCCCCUCUGCCAUCCCGCUCCCUGCGAAAACCAUCCUCGGUUCCCGAAGAAAGCAAGGACCGAGCCCCUUAAAGGCUGUAAUUUUCUAGGUGUAGAGAAAAAGCCUCUUUGAUCACGGUUAUCGCGGCUGCUGCCGCCACGCUGGGACGGGAGGUGAAGGUUCAGCCGCUGCCUGAAUUGCCGGCUCUCAUCUAAAAGCAAUGCCGGCAAACCAGGGAUUAAAAUGCAAGAUACAUCCAAUUAAUUCGAUCUCCUUUGAAACCAGGAGCGACCCGAGGAGCUCUCUGCAGUGCGUUCAGAGGGAGGCACCCACCGCUGCAGGACUUGUGUUCCAGUGGGUCCCCGGCAUGGAGUGUCCCUGGGUGGGUGCUCCAGCCCAGGGUCCCCACGGGAACGGGGGUGGCUGAAUCACCCCCCCAGUGCCCCAAAACAGGAGCUUUGCUGUGAACUAUUCCCUCCCUUCCUCCGAGGACAUCAGCUGAGAGCACCAUAGAUGCCUCAUACACUAUUUAUUGCUGUUGUUAUUUAUUAUUAAAGCACCAACCAGCUUUUCAUGGGCAGAAAUGCUCCGUAAACUGUUCCCUGUCCCCCUGUGCCCAAGCCUGGAUGGGGCAGGUGGAGCUGGAGCAGCUGCGGGCAGAGCCUCACCAGCACCGUCCCCUGUCACCCGGGGGGACAAGGUCCCAUCUGCUCAGAGACCCUGAAUUAACGCCAGCCCUCGCUGGAGGAGGCAGGACAGAGCCAAGCACCUCACAUCCCCCCCACAGCACCCUUCCACCCUGGGUGCCCUGCAGCUCCCAGCACGGUUGGCUGGGGGAGCAGCCCCGGCUGCCCCCUCCCCGCAGCACCGAGCCCCCCGCACAGGGAAGCGAUGCUCACGCUCCUCAUCAGCAGGGAUCCAGCCAAAAAUGAACCUCACUGGGUGAAUUACAGCAGCUACAAGGUUUUACAGGGCUGGUGAUUGGGACUUGCAGCUUGUCCUCUGCCUGGCAGCUGAAUUCGGCACCUGGGGAGGAUUUGCUAGCGCGCACCAGGGUUAUUUUGGGGUGCCAGGCAGCGGGAAUGGGGCUUUUUAGGCGCGGCGAAAUCUACUUGCAUCUUAAAGUUCCCUUCAACGGGCAGCAGCUCCCCAGGUGCCAAAGCAGGCUCAGCCUGCAGGGUCUCGCCUCCCUACUCAGAAAGCAAGGAUGUGGCAGGAGGUAGAGAUGCUUCAGAAAGGGGGAAAGCAUCUGACCCAGGACGCUCUCUACCAGAGAGCUCUUUAAUCUGCCCACCAAAAUCAUGGCGAGAGUCAGGGCAACUCAAAAACAAGAUGUGGAGGGUUUUUUUAAGCAGCAGAAGGAAUUAACCACUGAAGCAGCUUUCAGGACAGGAAGAAAUAACCUCCAGUUGCACCAGGGGAGGUUUAGGUUGGAUAUUAGGAAAAAUUUCAUCACUGAAAGGGUAGUCAAGCGUUGGAACAGGCUGCCCAGGGAGGUGGUGGAAUCACCAUCCCUGGAGGUGUUUAAAAAACACGUAGAUGUGGUGCUGAGCGACAUGUUUUAGUGAUGGACUUGGCAGUGCUGGGUUAACGGUUGGACCUGAUGAUCUCAAAGGUCUUUUUCAACCGAAACGAUUCUCUGCUGGUACCAGGGGAUAGCAAUCUCCAUUUCCGAGUGCCAGGCAGGGAUGCAGCUCUCAAGGAGAUGCUCUAGUGAAGAGGCUUCCAAAUUUCUCAAGCCCAAGAGACCGUCACCAACACCCACCAACCCUCCUGGCUGCUGCCAGCUGAGCCCUGGGGGUCCCAACGGGUGGGGGAGGCGAGCAGGGGUGCCUCCAUCACCUCCUGGUCCUCCCCCUCCAUCCAUCUGGGAUGUCAAAGGAUCAUUUGGGAAAUGCUUCUCCUCCAGCCUGUCCCAGAAGGUCUCACCCCCAGGCACUGGUUUCUCUCUCAUAAACCACUCUCCUUUAGCUGUUCGUCAGGUUUAAUUUCUCAUUUGGGGUUUGUUGGUUUGUUUUUGUUUUGUUUUUUUUUAAAUUUAUUACCUUCACUUUGAGGAUAGCAGUAAAAGUCCUCAUUUCUGCUCCUUCUGCCCUCUACCCCUCCUCCUCUUCCUCGGUCCGAACAGCAUCGUGGAUCUCAUAUGCAACUGAGCUUCUCUCAACAAAACCAACCGAGAACAUUGCGUGCCAAGCUCUAUUUUAAGCACCUAAUAAAACUGAUUUUUGGAGCGGCUCCAUCAUCGUGUCCUUCUUUCGCAGAGCCCUUGCACCUGCCGAGGGCCCCACGGUGGAGAUGCCCCGUCCUCGGCACCUCUCGCUGGGCUGGCGGCCUGCCUGCCUGCACCAAAGGCUUUCUGGCUCCGGGAGGAGCAUGACAGGCAUGUAUUUAUUAGUUCGUUACAGAAUCAAAGCAGACCUCUCCUCCUCUCCCCAGCACUUCCUCAAGAAUGAUUUAAAUUAAAACACCCAGCCUCCUUGGGAAAUGUCAGCGGUGUUAUCCAUAUGCAUGAUGCCAUUAUGAUGAAGCAGGUGCAGCUUUCAAAACCUUUAGGAAAAUCUACCUGUCAAUCUCCCUGGCAAGCAGCUCUCCUUCCAAAUGCUUCGCCACUUCUCCCCCUCCCGCCUUUAUCAUUGAUCUACAGGUGGGGAAACUGAGGCACAGAGCCACCCAGUGACUUAAGGACUUCAGCCCCUUUUCCCCUUCCAAGCACGCACUGCGGUCAGGAGACAAGCACUUCGUUGGCCUUUACAACCAGGAGUCACUGAAAAAAGGAAGAAAAGGCAAAGGCAGGAGUCACAGAGGAGAAAUGAUUGCAGCUCAUUUACUUCCCGUUGCCUUUUCCGGCCUUUCAGAGCUGAAGCAGCUCCUGCCCCCUGCUAGAGCAGCCCAGCCAGCCCCAGUAAAUGGAUUCAGCUGUGUUCAAGUGGGAAAUUGAGGCUAAAAUCAGGCUGAUGGGAAAGUAGCGGGGCAGGAGAGGUGGCAUGAGGUUAGUUUAGAGCUGUCUGAAGCCAGAGGAGCGCUGGCCUCUCUGGGGGGUGGUUUGCAGUUAGCUCCUCUGCCGGCUUGCCCAGCCUGGCUGUUCGCAGCCUCUCGCCUUCCCUCUCCAUCAGGCAGGAUUUUGGGAAGCCCAGCUCCCUUCCCAGCACUGGCUCUUCUGAUGGCUGAGCCGUCUGCAGGGGAUGCUGCCGUGGCUUGAAUUUGUUCCGUGGUGCAGGGGGUCUGGAGGAGCAAGGACUCGAGGAUGCGCAGCAGCAUCGCAGGAGACACCAGCAGUGCCGAUGGGCCACAGAUGCUUCGUGUGCUGGUGAGACGGGUGCUUGCUGCUGGCCACAGCCUCUGCUUGUGCUGCUGGUGCCAGACAGGCUUAACUAAUUCAUUAAGAAAGCGAUGCACACCUGGGUGGGACUUUAGGGUGUUUGGGGGGGGCUGACCCCACAGCGAGUGACAGCAUGGGAGGCUGUGGCCACCCCAGGGCAAGCAGCAGCUCACCCUGCUCCCAUCGCAGGGUCUGCUCCCAGUGGGAUGCGUGGGGCACCCCGCUACCCUCGCUGCUCCCGAGCACUCCUGGAACCGUGUUAAAUCUUGAUUAGGUGGGGGAAGGGGAAUGGAUUUGGGAUUUGCAUGUGGCUAAAUGGGAAGGGAGCAGGGAAAGGCAGGCAGGGCUCGCGGUGACGGGGAAUGAAUAUUAAUAGGGAAUAACGAGCCAGAGCCCAGCUCGGCGGUGGCAGCAGCAGGCAGCAAGUGCAGGAACCAGUUGAAGCAGCUGAUGGUGGGGGGCUCUCCCCAGGGCUGGAUGAGGCCCUGAGGAAUACAGGUUUUGUGGCAGGGACUCAGCUGUGUCAGCAAGAUAUGGGGAGACGUGGAGGGGGGGCAAAAGCUCCCACCUCCGCAAGGAGAGUCAGCAAAAACUGCUAAAAGCAACAGCAGAACUAACAAAAUGGAAAGGGGAGGUCUGCAGCAUCACCUGUGUACUGGGGUCCUGGGAAAACCUCCUGCAAGCUGGUGGUGUCUGGUGUGAAUACCAAACAGCUUUGAUCUUUGCCAAUCCUUUCUAAAUCUUGAGCAGUGUCUUGUAAAUCUUUAAUUACAAGAAAAUUGCAACCUUAACAGUGAACACACAAACGGCGUUGAUAAAUAUUUAAAAUUGCCACAGCAACAGAUCUGAGGGGAUUAAGAAAAGAUAUAUUGGAGUGACAGUUAUUAAACACUAGAUCCCAGUAAAUGUUACUGAGCAGAUAAAUAAUGCAGGUCCCCGACAGCCGCGCUCGGCUGCUGACAAACAGGGGGGAAAAAACCGGCUGCUUUGGGGUGGAGGAGGCUGGCGAUGCUCUUCCCCAAAAGCCCAGGGUGGUGGGGGGUAAAAGUCUUGUGGGGGUACAAGCAUUUUCUCUCCUGCUCGGAAAUAAAAUGCAGCGUGCAGUGCAGAGUGCCCUGCCGCUGAGGAAGGGCCAGGAGCUGAUGGUGUCUCUCGACCCCUGGGCUCAACAGCUUGCCUGGAAACCCCGCUGUUCUCUGGCUCUCUUGCCCAGCAGCUGCGUGACCGUGGUGGUGCUGAGCACGGUGCGUGCGUGGGGCUGUAGGUCCUCCAGCUCCUUCCCCAGCAUCGCUACUGCCACAGCCACCUGGGCUGGGCUUCCCUCGCCAGCUGUGCCACCGAGCUCCUGCCUGCCACUCUGCUGCUCCUCCUGCUCAGCCCCCUCCGCUUCCCUCACCUUUUUCUGUAAGUUUUGAGGUCACAGACUAAAUUUCCAUUAUUAAAUUUCCAGCUAGCAUUAAAGAUUUAUUGGUUCAUGAAAGGUAACUAGCAAAAAGUUCAUUAUUCCGAACAGCCUUGCCUUCCCUCACUUGGAAGAUGCUCGAAGCGUGAAUUACCCCAGCAACCUUCCCGAUAAAAUAUUGAUCUAAAAAGUUAGUUAAUUAUAAAUAUUACAGCAGAGUGAUGAGAAAUUCCCAUUUCUGCCUGUUUUGCAGGAAGGCGCCCUGUGCCAGCACGGCCUGAGGAUGGACACCGGGUCUGCCUGGGCAGGCUGCUGCCCUCCAUCUCUCCCAGCUGCGGUGGGAGCGAUGCCCAGCCCAGCAUCACCGUGUCCCUGUCGCAGGGCUGUCCCCAGCCCACCCCAUCCAGCGCCCUGGGGGCAGCCAGAGCCCCCCAAACACACGUGUUCGCCCAUCCAGCCGCAGCCCGGCGCUGCGGGGUGAGCGUGCGUGUGCCGCCGGGGUUUAGGUUUAACUUACGGUGAACGUUCAGCUCUGCUGAACGAUAAUAACAAGCACUUAAAAAACCUAACGAGGGGGGCUGGUUUGUUGGCCUUGCAGAAGCGCUGAUGCCCACCUAGUAAAUGUUUAAUUGAAAGUGGAAGGGAACUGGGAGGCUCACCAGUACAGAGAAAACAGUAAAUAUUUAAUUUGGGCACAGUAAUUACACAAACAAGGUUAAAGAAAAGGGGGGAGAAGACAGAUGAAGGUGGCACCUAUAGAACAUUAAAUCCACAUAAAGUCACCAAGGAGAUAAAUAAAAAAUCCCCUUCCAGCAAAGGCAGGAAUACCGGUUCCUCCAGGCGGCUGAGCACGGCUUGCGGGGAGCACUGCGAGCAGCCGGGGCAGGCACCAGCUUUCCACCCUGGCACCCGUGGACCGCCGAGGGCUGCACCUGGACUCCAGCAAGGGCAGGUGGUAAGAAAAAAGAAAGGGAAACCCAAAAACGAGAGUCUGCCCUCAGCUCAGCACCGUGCGGGAGAAACACCCCUUGCAGCGGCUGGUGGAGCUCGGUGGGCUGGAGGCAGGAGCGGGUGAGCAAGGCUGUGCCCAUCCCUCCAAGGACAGCGGGUACCCAGUGCCGGCCCCGCUUCGGGAUAAACCCCAAAGCAUCUGGAGAGCCAGCAGGACAGAAUCGGGUCCAGGGAGGAUACCUACACGUUUCCACUAUCAAGCCCAGAGAAUUCGAAUUGCACAGGGGUGACGGAGAGCCUGCUCUGCCCACACGACGCACAGCCCGCGCUCGUAGCACGGCUGAUCGGCGCCAAAAUAUUCACAGACUUCUGCAUUCAGAAGCAAUGUAUUCUCUGUGCAUUCCGUUGUUUUGGGUUUUUUUUUUUUUCCCUCUUAUUUUACAGUCUAAAGGCCUGACUGCAACAUGUUGUAUUUUCCGAGUAUAAGCAGAAAAGAGUUUUUCAAGCAAGGGUCAGAGUUAAGGGUGCUCUCCCAUGACGAAGCAAGCGUUGCUUUAUACUGAAGGGGAGCAACACCCAGAGCUGGAAGGGCUGUGUCAGCGUGGGUUACGAUCUUUUUUGCUAAUGGCAAUAAUAAGAGUAUCGUAGCAAGUCAACUAGCUCGCUCAGGCAUUCUUCUUUCUGGUAUUGAUUUUAAGAACAUGGUUUCUAAAGCAAAAUAACAAUAGCUAGCACUUGUAAAGCUGCUCCCACGCUCAAAGCGGUAUGCAAACAUUUACAUGCCAUUUAAAGCAACCCACUAAAUCACACCAGUAAAUAAGCCUGAUUUGCCACCGGUUAAACUAGAGGAUGCCGCAGUACAGGGGUGUCUCCGGUGCUGUGUAGGGAAAGUGCAAGUCCUCGGUGGGCACCGGGGCUCUGCUCCUCUCGGAGGCACAGCACCACUAUCUCAUUAACUGGCUGUAAAGGCAAAGCGCAGAGAGGCUGGUCCGGCUUUCCAGAAAGAAAAGGUACGUGCAGAUCCAAGAGCCCCAUCCCUUGUGCAGGAGAUGGCUCGGCCCCUGCAGCGCUUCCCUCUGCUUCCCCAGACCCCGGGGUCUCUCGCUGGUUCCUUUUAAUCCCCGUUCGGACCAGCCGCUGGGACAGCGAUGCCAGUUGCCACUUGUGCAGCCAUUUCAAUCCUCAAAUUAACGAGCCUUUAGCUGCUAGAAGAAAAAGCUGCAUUUUUUCUUAAAACCAGCCUGGGUUUUGUGCACUGGCAGCUCACGCCUGCGGUGCUGAGCCUGCUUUGCUGGCGAGGUUUUGCACCACCUGCCUCCUCACCCCAGCAAGCUCCAGCUGGAGACCCCAGACAGACCCCUGAGGGGGGGUCUCCCAGCCUGUGCUGGUGGCUGGGACAGCAGCAGCGUGGCUCACACCAGACUGAGUUUCAGAGAGCUCUUGUUUUUCCUGAUGUUGAUGUCUGCAUCACUGACAGUUCUGGGGAAGGUGUCUGGAUGAAGCGAGGCUGUUUAUUUUCAGCCUGUUACCCCAAGGCAGAGGAGGAAGAAGCGCUGCCGGCUCCCAGGCAACAGACUGAAGAGCACAGGUUUGAGAGGCUGCUCCUGCACAGACCUGCAACUGCUUAAGGGAGUCUGGGAGUGCUGCAAACCCUGCCCCAAAAUAGUCACUUUCCUACAAAAGAUGAGGAAAAAGAGGCAUAGUGAGGUAGAGAGACUUCAGAGGGCAGAAGCUGAACAGGGUUGGAAUACCAAGCUCUGACUACUCGACAGGCUACAGCAAAAAAAGAUACGGAACCGUAUUUCUUUCCUCCCAGAAAUACAACAUGGUUGCACCUCUGAGGAAGAUGAAAUGCUGUCGCUUCCCAUAGAGAUGAAGAGCCAUCUCCUUUCAGCAUGCAUCUGGCCAGCCUCUCCUGCUAAGAAGUCAAACCCAGAGGUGAACAACUCCACUUUGCUGCUGUUACAGCUGGGGAGGAUUGAUUUUUGCCUGCUGCUGGCCCAGGGUGGGCAGAGGGAGGGUGGCAGAUCUCACCAGCACAACACAGCCCCUGGCAAACAGGACGGACGCAGAUGUUCUACUUCAUGCUGUGCUUUGGAGCAGUUUGAGCCAGGCUGGUUUUGUGGGCAGGGUGCAAGGAAAGGUUAGACAGACAAAGGACUGUCGGGGCAGACCCAGAAACUUCCCUGCAGGCUUAAGAUUGGCAGAGGUUACCAACAAGUCUAAUUGCUGCUCUUACAGCUGCUGCAGGACAGAAUGGAAACGGCUGCUGGGUGCAACCCAGCUGCCUGCCAACAGGUGAUCCUGGACAUCAGCCCUACCUAAAGCUGCUCACAGAAACACAGGCAGGGGACAAGCUGGGGCAGGACCAUAAAUACAACCAACUCUGCCCUCUGGCAGCAGGUAUCGUCGUCGUGUCGGGGAUGGGGGAACCAGCUCCAGUUCCGUUCCAACGCCGCAGGUGGAGUUUUACUGUUUUCCUACAAAACGACUGAGAUGCUCCUCGUUAUGAAGCAGCAUCUCCUCCUUGGCAAGCAACUAGUGAUAAAUCACCGCUGGGCAUACGUGGGGCUAGUUUACAACACAAAAGAGGAGACUGUGCUCAUCUGUCUUCCUCCUGCUCAUGUGCAGCCUGCCGGUCUACACCAGCGCUGUAAACCAGGAGGCAAAUCAGUGAAAGCCAAACCCCCGUGUCCCUCAGCACAACCUAUUUGUGCCACCAGCACCGGCUGGGUCUGUACAGCUUGGAGACAAGGGGAGAGCUGCAAAGGAACGCCAGCACCCCGCUCCACGCCAUGCACGGCCGCUGGGUGCCCUCUAGUGAGGUGUCUGCCCGGGGAGCUCUGAAUGCCGGGGUGCAGCGGCUGCCUGCUGCCUUCGCCAGGGCCGCUUCCAUCCUGCAGGCAAAGCAAACAGCCUUAAAACCAGUUGGAGAAGGGCGAAUUAACCUCCUGGUGCUACCGCAAGUAAAUGAUGCAGCGGUUGCCCCUCCUGGGAACCUGGAGUGGCUACAGCUGUUGGCGGUGGGACUGGGGAACCAGCUUAAAACCAAACCCUGCAAGUGCUUUUUUUAAGCUGGCUCAGAAGAUGAAGCCUAAGCACUUCCCCUGCUGUUUGCAAACACGUACGUGGCUCCAGCCUCCCCUCCCAGCUACAAGGCAGAC